Messenger RNA from Austrofundulus limnaeus, 1261 nucleotides. Its product is annotated as caspase recruitment domain-containing protein 14. NCBI's taxonomy places the organism in Eukaryota, Metazoa, Chordata, Actinopteri, Cyprinodontiformes, Rivulidae. Gene Ontology annotation, molecular function: CARD domain binding. Gene Ontology annotation, cellular component: cytoplasm. The record is from RefSeq and is a predicted model, not a curated record.
UUAUCAGAUCAGAAGGAGAAGCUGAGCCUGCAGGUGCAGCAGCUGUCUCUGGACUGUAAGAUGCAUCAGCAGAAGACCACCGUGGCCCAGAACCAGAUGAGAGAACUUCAGGCAGAAAGAGACCAGGCCUACCUGUCCAGAGAUGAGGCCCAGGCCAUGAUCGCCCGCAUCCUGGCUGAGAAGGACGCCCUGAGGAGUCAGCUGGUGGAGCUCCAGGAGACGGUCUUUCAGUCCGAGCGCGGCUCUGAUAAGAAGAAAAUCAGCUGGCAGAACCCGUCACCCAACAGUGAGGAAGACCCGCCUCCAGCUCGACGAAGACUCCGCCGCAUGGAUGCACUCAACCCGGCGUCUAUGAGUGAGGGUAUUCACUGCGUGCUGCCACUGGGCCUGGACUGUGUGCGUCGGCUGCACCGCUUCGACAUCUUCCCCAUCAUCGUCUUCGUGGGCCAGUCUGCACGAAACGCACGCAAACUGAGGUCGAAGCUGCAGCGUGACAGCAGCUCCGAGGAGCAGCUGCUGGCCUGUUCGAGGAGGGAGGAGCCGCUGCUGGACAAGCUGCCCUGUUUGUACCGCAGCAUGGCUCCGGACUCCUGGUGCGACCAGACGUCUCUGCUGACCAGCCUGAGGACCGUCAUCUGGGAGGAGCAGAGGAAGAUCGUGUGGCUGGAGCAGGACCCCUGGUGAAGCCGAGGAGACAAAAACCAAUUUAAAGACCUUCAAAAUGUUUUCACAAGAUGAAUCAGCUUUACAAGAAUGUUUUUGUAAACUCACGUAUGUAUCUGUGAUACUUGUAUGUAAAUGAAUACUUAUGUAUGCAGCUGUGAUGCAGAGAUGUUCUUAGAAAUAUUUUCUACUCUGACAUGUGUGGCUCAUUUUACAGCUUCACUUUAUUAUCUGUUAUAAAAACUCUUUCAAGUACCUUCAUCCUUAAAAACCAUUUAAUCCUAAAGAUACUGUCACUAACAGGAUUAAACAACUAAUCUGAAUAACUUAGUCAGGUUUUAGAUUAUUUACUGCAAGUAUAUAUUGUAUUCUUUUACUGGUUUAAAUGCACAAUAUUUAGAUAUAAUAAUAAAAGUGUUUCUAUUAUAAGAAAUCCAAACUAAUUAAAUUAUUUCUGCUGAUUUUAUUUCCUUUUUCUGCUGAAUAGAGAUUAAGUCCUGAUUAUUGAUUUUUGUAAAUGUUUAAACGAUUUUAGAUCUUGGAGUUCAGCCUUUUGACCAAAUUAACUUUGAAUGUAUGUUUUUAAAAAGCAAAAUAU